Molecule: messenger RNA, 928 nt
Organism: Durio zibethinus
Lineage: Eukaryota; Viridiplantae; Streptophyta; Magnoliopsida; Malvales; Malvaceae
Product: cytochrome c oxidase subunit 5b-1, mitochondrial-like
Biological process (GO): mitochondrial electron transport, cytochrome c to oxygen
Cellular component (GO): respiratory chain complex IV; mitochondrial envelope
Source: RefSeq, a predicted model, not a curated record
UGCCAAAAUGUACCUCAUCAAUCAUCGUCGGCGGCUCCCCAUUCUUUUUGAAACCUCAUUUCGCAACAUUUCCCUACUUUUUUUCACUGAAAAACAAAUAGACUGAGCCAAAACCAAGAAAAAAGAACGCAAUUGCAUUUUUUGAUCGUCUUCAAAAAAGGCCGGGGCGUGACCUGAGAUCAGCAAAAAUACAAAAACCCUAAAAUCUUUUAAUUCAGAAAUAUGUGGAGAAGGCUAGUGACUUCACAGCUCAAAACCCUAGCCACAGCUCCAUGCGAAUCCGCUUCUAAAACGGUGCUGCUUCGUUUCAAAUCUCACAUUUCUCCAUCCCCUUCCGCUUCUCUCCUGACUCACCGCUUCUCAUCCGACUCAGCGGAUACUGCUGUGAAGAAGAGGGUUGAGGAUGUAAUGCCUAUCGCCACUGGUCAUGAGCGCGAGGAGCUUGACUUUGAGCUUGAGGGAAAGAAAAUCCUUGAAGAUUUUAACAAUCCUGUAGGUCCUUUUGGCACAGAGGAAGCUCCUGCAGUCAUCAAGUCCUACUAUGACAAGAGAAUAGUUGGAUGCCCAGGAGGUGAAGGCGAGGAUGAGCAUGAUGUUGUCUGGUUUUGGCUGGAAAAAGGCAAGCCACAUGAAUGCCCAGUUUGCUCACAGUAUUUUGUGCUGGAAGUUGUGGGACCUGGAGGACCUCCAGACGGACAUGGUGACGAUGAUCAUCAUUAAUUGAAACUUUCAAUUUUUCCUCUUGGAAUAAAAUUGCAGAAGGUGAUGGAAUGAUGUCCGGUAUACAGUGCACCUUCAAACGUUCAAAAAGCAUUAUGUCUUGUUUGGUUUUUAUCGGCCUUUGGUUCUUAUGGCUGUUGCUCUGGCAACGUUUGAGAUUUUAUUUUUUGUAGCAAUUUAGACAGAGGGUGUUGGUCAUCUUUUUGAA